CUCACGUGACUACGGUAGAGGAGAAAACGCCUGCCCAGAGCCUUCGGUCCGAGCUGCUCUGUCUCUCAGUCGGCCGUCUUUCUUUUCUUUUCUCUUGGGCUGCCCCCGUCCUCACCGGAAUCUGCCCCGAAUCUUCUCCCCUCCUGCCCCCUACUCUGCUCCCACCAGCCCCGGCUAUGCCGCUCUGGGCUGCCCCCGCCUCAGGGCGCCCCCGGCGGGGAUGCGUCCUCCGGAGCCCGGCCCCUCUGGGACUGGGGCUGCGGCUGCUGCUGCUGCUCGGUUCGUGCCUGUGCUGGCUGCGGGGCUCGGAGGCGGCAGGCUCCCGGAGGCCCAACGUGGUCCUGAUUCUCACAGACGACCAGGAUGACCUGCUCGGCGGCAUGACUCCACUCAAGAAAACCAAGGCCCUUAUUGCAGACAUGGGGAUGAGUUUCUCUAGCGCUUAUGUUCCAAGUCCCCUUUGCUGCCCCAGCAGAGCCAGCAUUCUGACAGGGAAGUACCCACACAAUCAUCAUGUUGUUAACAACACUCUGGAAGGAAACUGUAGCAGCACAUUAUGGCAGAAAAUUCAAGAACCAUAUACCUUCCCAGCAAUCCUCAGGUCCAUGUGUGGUUAUCAGACGUUUUUUGCUGGGAAGUACUUAAAUGAGUAUGGAUCUCAGGAUGCUGGAGGAGUGGAGCAUGUACCUCCUGGGUGGAGUUAUUGGUAUGCAUUGGAAAAGAAUUCUAAGUACUACAAUUAUACUCUUUCAGUCAAUGGGAAGGCAAGGAGGCAUGGUGAAAACUACAGUUUGGACUACCUGACAGAUGUGCUGGCUAAUGUCUCUCUGGAUUUCUUGGACUACAAGUCAAACUCUGAACCCUUCUUCAUGAUGAUUUCUACUCCAGCACCUCAUUCCCCUUGGGUAGCUGCUCCUCAAUAUCAAAAGAGCUUCCAAAAUGUCAGUGCACCAAGAAACAGUAACUUUAACAUCCACGGGAAGAACAAGCAUUGGCUAAUUAGGCAAGCCAAGACCCCAAUGACUAAUUCUUCAAUACAGUUUUUAGAUGAAGCAUUUAGGAAAAGGUGGCAAACUCUGCUCUCAGUUGAUGACCUAGUAGAGAAAUUGGUAAGGAGGCUGGAUUUCCUUGGGGAGCUAAAUGACACCUUCAUGUUUUAUACAUCAGACAAUGGCUAUCAUACAGGGCAGUUCUCCUUGCCUAUCGACAAGCGACAGCUGUAUGAGUUUGAUAUUAAAGUUCCAUUACUGGUUCGAGGUCCUGGGAUCAAAGCAAAUCAGACAAAUCAGAUGCUCAUCUCCAACAUUGACUUGGGUCCCACUAUUUUGGACAUUGCAGGCUAUGACUUGAACAAGACUCAAAUGGAUGGAAGGUCCCUGUUACCCAUCUUGAGAGGGAACAAUAAUUUGACUUGGAGAUCAGAUGUCCUGGUGGAAUAUCAAGGAGAAGGAUAUAAUGGCACCGACCCAACUUGUCCUGCUAUGGGCCCUGGAGUCAGUCAAUGUUUUCCAGACUGCGUGUGUGAAGAUGCUUACAACAACACAUAUGCCUGUGUGAGGACAAUGUCCAAGUCAUGGAAUUUGCAGUAUUGUGAAUUUGAUGAUCAAGAGGUGUUUGUGGAAGUCUAUAAUCUGACUGCUGACCCACAUCAAAUUGACAAUAUUGCGAAAACUAUAGAUCCGGAGCUCUUAGGGAAAAUGAAUUACCGGCUAAUGAUGUUACAGUCUUGUUCUGGACCAACAUGCCGUACACCAGGGGUUUUUGAUCCAGAGUAUAGUUUGGACCCACGUCUCAUGUUCAACAAUUACGGUGGCAGUAUCAGGACUCGAAGGUUUUUAAAAAUCAUCUCUGGAGUAACCUUUCCUAGCCUACACAGUUGGAUUCCUCUCUGCAUUUCUCUCCUGGAGUGGACUAUAGUGGAUCUCUCUCCAAAUCGUCGAGACAUGCCUGGAAGAGCUUCUGGACUGGCUUCUCAUUUUAAAUCCUUUUUGGGGGAAAGAAACUCAAUCAGCUGACUUCCUUGUGCAAUAUGCUUUAAAAACUGUGAACUCCAAUUCCCACCACAGCUGGAGGUGGCCAAACUGUGAUCCAUUUACUCACAUUUUGGGGUUUUGCAUACUUUUAUAACCCAGAGUUCCUGUGAUAACCUGUGGUUCGGUAACCGAAUAACAUCUAAAGAAUGAGUUUACAAAUGAAUUUAGAUAAAUUAUUUCCGUUUUUGCCCUUGUUGGUACAGAAGUUAAACCCUGCAUAUCCCUCUUGCAGUAUUUCAAAUUUUUAGUGUUUUCAUAUAAGAAAUGCCAACAUAGAAUUCUGAUGACCAUAAUAUGACUCGUGAUCUGAAUUGAACAAGUGCCAUAGUCUUUCGACUAUAAGCAAUAUCACUAACUUUCGUAUCAUGAGUGUGGCAGCAUCCCAGACUUCAUAGACCAGUCCUUUCCUGUUUUGGUUUGUUUUGGUUUUUUUAAAAUAUUGGACUGAUACUUUAGACAUCCUCCCUAGAAAAAGAUUGUCUUAAUUCAGCUGCAAAUUUUCAUUUUAAAAAAAAAAAACAAAACCCUAAUUCACUUGGCUGGUAUUUUAAAGGUGACCUCUCUUGGAGCUGCUGAUAAAUAAAACCAGAUGCUGCUUAUAAAGUUUAUGAUGAACAGUCCCUGACUGUGCCCCAAAAACAAGCUUGUUUUCCCCAGAAAGAAAUGAGUGUCCUCCUCCCUGUGAUAUUGAGAAGUGACACAUGGCAGGGCACUGAUAAGAGGUCUCACUUGAGCGCCUGCUUUUGGAAGCUUAGUCUUAAAUUGACAGAUUGGAGUACCACCCUUUCAACUAAAUACCUGCCAAGUAGUUGGCUCUUAAGCCAGUCUUGACUUUGGGGGUUUGGCUCCUGUGUCAAGUUGCAGGCGUUUUUCAAAUCUUGCAAGAAACUGUGUGUUCCCAUUGCCCACACUUCUCCUCCAGUGGUUGACUGAAAAGUAGAAAUAAUUCUGUCCCUUUCCUCUCUAAGAUCAUUAAAUACUCUAGAAUCGUAAGAAGCUUCUGUGGUUUAACCCUGGUCCGUAUAUUGGAGGAAGACUAAUAUUUUUCCCUGUCUCACUGUUGAGAAAAACUAACAGUUUCCUACUUUGAGGGAUCUUAACGCCAUGCAGUAUUGAUAAUCUAACUUACUUCUAAAAUAGAAAAAGUUUAUAGAAGGGCAGGCAGAAGGAAUAUGUGGUUUGUAAUGGACUGACUUGUCUCAGGCAAAAAAAAAAUUAUUUUUAGCUUUAUUUAGGGUUGUACACAAAGCUUUAAUAAGUAUCUUGUUUUUUCACCAGUAGUCAGAUAGCAAUUCUGGGUUAGUAGCCAUAGGAUUUAUUCUUUUACAUGAUUCCUGUUUCAUGUGGGAUUUUUGAUUUAGAUAUGUAAUUCAGAUUAACCUCUGCAUGUUAUACCUGUGGAAAAACCCAUAGCAACAUGAGGAGAUGUAUAGUUAGUGUCAAAAAGCCAUUCUUUAAAUUGAAAUGGCAUAAGACAAACCGGGAUGUCUAGCAUGGGGGUUGACUUUUUUUUUCUUUUACAUUGUUUGAUUCUUUACAAGGGUGAAAUAACAUAAGCAAACUGAUUCUCAUCUAACACAGUAUACUUACUGAUAAAAAUAAAUACUACCAUUUUUCCUGAGUAAAAAGAAAUGUAUUUUCCCAUUUAGUCACUGAGAAAGUCCCCUUACUCAAGUUUCCAAGUACAGGCACUAGAGACACAAAAACAUUAUAAAGCCAACUAGCUAUGUGGUAUUACUGCCCCAUUCCCUCAAUGUUCAGGUGAUGGUUGGAGGAAGCUCAAUGGCUUCUCUGCUUUGCCUUUCCAUCUCCCAAGAAUUGUUCAUUGGCUCUCCAUCUUUUGUAAAAAUUGUGCAAAGGAGACUUUUGUUUGUUUUGGAGAGUUUGGGGGUAGUUCUGACAGUUCUAAAAUCUGGUCCCAUAUCCAAGGGAAAAGUAGGCUUGAUCUCCCACAGAUGGUUAUUCUCCACCACUUGUUGACCCUUCUUGUGGCUGGAGUAUUUGUGCUACUUUUUUCUUCAGAUGACCAUGUCCUUUCUGCACCUUUUAUUACACAAGAGCCAUGUAACUGUUAAGAUGGAUAGAGGCCUUGCCUUAUGGACCUUCCUUUAGGAAGCUGUCUCUCACCAUCAAGUCAUCUGUCAAAUUCAGACACUUUACAUGUUCACUUAAGACUACAAAACAGCAGAUAAAAAGUAAUGAGAGAACCUUGGCAACAACGGGUGUCACUUAGCAAGUGGGGGAAAAGAAACUUUUCAGUAUGUUACAACUUGUCACAUUGUAGGGUGGGACCUAUAAGAAAAAAAGUAAGGCUUUAACACCACUUUGCCGGAAUUUACACUGGAAGGCUGUCUUGGUUAAGCAAACCACCAAAGCAAAUGCUCGUGUUUUGUACUUUGCUUAUAAAGCUACUGAGGUACAGCCAUGUUGUUUGUUUUGUCUUCUUAACCAUCCCCCUGCUUUGUAUCAUUUCAUAUGAUUUAGAAAGUGCCCUUCCAAGGACCCUGUUCACUGCUGCACUUUUCAAUGAAUUAAACUGUGUCUAAUGGAAAAA
Molecule: messenger RNA, 4587 nt
Organism: Dromiciops gliroides (monito del monte)
Lineage: Eukaryota; Metazoa; Chordata; Mammalia; Microbiotheria; Microbiotheriidae
Gene: GNS
Product: glucosamine (N-acetyl)-6-sulfatase
Biological process (GO): glycosaminoglycan metabolic process
Molecular function (GO): N-acetylglucosamine-6-sulfatase activity; glycosaminoglycan binding
Source: RefSeq, a predicted model, not a curated record